Molecule: messenger RNA, 1911 nt
Organism: Lobosporangium transversale
Lineage: Eukaryota; Fungi; Mortierellomycota; Mortierellomycetes; Mortierellales; Mortierellaceae
Product: P-loop containing nucleoside triphosphate hydrolase protein
Exons: 9
Coding region: 1-1911 (636 amino acids)
Molecular function (GO): hydrolase activity; DNA binding; ATP binding
Source: RefSeq, a predicted model, not a curated record
AUGGUGCCAAUAAGCCCACCUACGCCAACGAAACUGCGCCCCUAUCAACAGGAAUGCAUCGACGCAUGCCUUUCAAAUUUACAAAAGGGCACUAUGCGACAGAUUGUCUCACUUCCUGUCGGAAGUGGCAAAACGGUCAUUUUUUCACACCUAAUGAAAAAAGUUCCCGCGCCAUUCCCAGGUGCAAACAAGACAUUAGUCUUGGCUCAUCGACAGGAGCUUUUAGAACAGACCCGCUCACAUAUUCUCCGCAAUGGCGAAGGGCUGACUGUCUCAAUAGAUCAAGGAAAGCGUAGUGCAGAUAUGAGUGCAGAUGUGAUUGUGGCUAGCGUUCCUACGCUGGGACGAGCUGGGACACCACGAAUACUGAAGUAUAAUCCUAAAGAAUUCAAGUGCAUCAUUAUCGAUGAGGCAACUGCAGAGUCAUACAUCAGGAUUCUGGAACAUUUCGGAGCACAUACACCAAAUACUCACAUCUUCGUUUAUGGCUGUUCAGCAACAGUACGGCGUCACGAUGGAUUAAUGCUCCGAGGCGCAUUUGAUUACAUCUCAUAUCACAAGGGUUUCAUAACUAUGAUUGAAGACAAAUGGCUUUGUGGCCUUCGUGUAUCAGCAAUCCAAACCGAGUUUGAUUUACGAGAUGUUAAGGUUAGGGGGGACGAUUUUGCGCAAAAAGAACUUUCUAUCAAAGUCAAUGACCCUAUUCGCAACGACAUCGUUGUCCGGAGCUACAUGACAUACUGCGCGGGACGCAAGUCGACAGUUGUAUUCGCUGUCGACAUUGCUCACCUAGAAACACUUGCAGAAACGUUUCGGAAAUAUGGAUACGACGCACGAGGGGUUUCUAGCAAUACAAGUGACGAAGAGCGGGCACGGUUACUACGAGAUUUCCGUGAACAAAAGUUCCCUAUAAUCGUCAACUGUGGUAUCUUGACCGAGGGCACAGACAUUCCUGGAAUUGAUUGUAUUUUGAUGGCGAGACCUACAAAAUCAAAUGUUCUCUUCUUACAAAUGCUUGGCCGUGGUAUGAGGCUACAUCCUGGCAAAGAAGACUGCCACGUCUUGGACUUUGUGGACAUUGUCAAAGGCGAGGGCCUUGCUAAUCUACCAACAUUGCUUGGACUAGAUGCCACGGCCAUUAGCAGUCAAGAGGAUGUCGAUGCUCUCCAAAAGGAGCAGAUCACCACACUUGAGACUGAGAUCGCCCAAGCUGCAACUGCACAGUACUCAGAAGAGACAGAAGUGGUGGAGUCAAUAAAUCCUAUCACAGGUCACAAGGUGGCACGUAUUCGUGUGCUGGAAUAUGAAAAUCCCUAUCAAAUCUUGAACGACUGUAGUGGAAUGCCAAAACGUCUGUGGAAUAUGUCCCCUAAUGCGUGGGUGAAUGUAGGACCAGAUACAUUUGUGCUCAACGUCCAAUCACUAUCGCUCAAGAUUGAAAAAUCACCCGAGGAUGAGGGUGGUCCGUCAAGGCACUUUAUGACUAAAGCAACCAUGCUGCCUAUUGAAUCUGACACAUUACAGGACUGCCUUCGUGGAGUAGAUACGUGGGUCGCCAAGAACAUUGGGCACUUUCCCGAUAUUUUGGGACGACAUGCCCGAUGGCGCAAGAAACCAGCAAGUGAAUCACAGUUGAGGUUUUUGCGCAAACUAGGAUAUGACCAUGACGCAAUCCAAGAUGAGGAUGAGGCCGAAGUAGAUGAUCCAGCGGCAAAGGAGAAGAUUAGACAACUCAAAGCUCAGCAUAGGCCUUUAACGAAAGGACAGGCGGCAAACAUGAUUACACGCUUGACGAAUGGGGCGGGUAAGUGGUGGGAGCAGAGCAAAAAAUUCAGAAUCAAGAGAGCCAAACAGCUAGCAAAAGAAAUUGGUGUAGAUGUAGGACCCAUUCCAAAACAUAUUGACAUUUAG